CUCGUAUGGGCUCAUCGUGGGGUUUUGUACAACAUGGCGACGUCAUCAAGUCAUCGAUUCUAAUUUCGACCUCGGAUGAGAAUCGAUACUAUUCUAAAAUAAACUGGGUAAAAGAUCUCGUGUCUACUUGCAGCUGUCAUCUCCAUCAACUCGGGAAAUAUCAGUCGGCGACUGUCGCAAUGGGCUGAAAAAAAAAAAAUCAGAA
This is a messenger RNA of Pyricularia grisea, 205 nucleotides long. RefSeq lists its product as uncharacterized. The transcript has 2 exons. NCBI's taxonomy places the organism in Eukaryota, Fungi, Ascomycota, Sordariomycetes, Magnaporthales, Pyriculariaceae. The record is from RefSeq and is a predicted model, not a curated record. The coding region runs from base 6 to 188 and encodes 60 amino acids.